This is a messenger RNA of Hansenula ciferrii, 969 nucleotides long. RefSeq names its product cleavage polyadenylation factor subunit FIP1 (gene FIP1). The record is from RefSeq and is a predicted model, not a curated record. Gene Ontology annotation, molecular function: RNA binding. The transcript has a single exon. NCBI's taxonomy places the organism in Eukaryota, Fungi, Ascomycota, Saccharomycetes, Phaffomycetales, Wickerhamomycetaceae. Bases 1 to 969 code for a protein of 322 amino acids. Gene Ontology annotation, cellular component: mRNA cleavage and polyadenylation specificity factor complex.
AUGUCGAAGGAAAUUGAAGAUGACGAUGAAGCAUUCUUAUAUGGAUCAGAAGAUGAAGGCGAUAAUAAAGUCACUAAGAAGCAAAAACUAGAGGCUACUGAAGAAGGUAAAGAAGUAACAGCAGAAGGUAAAGAUUCAAAAUCAGAAGGUCAAGCUACCGAUGAAGGUGACAAAGACGAGGAGGAGGAAGAAGAAGAUGACGAAGACGACGAGGAUUCAGAUUCAGACUCAGAUAUUGAAUUCAUUAUUGGAUCAGAAGAACCUAAACAAGCUCAAUCUACCGAGACAGAAGCAUCAAAAGAUCAAAGCACCACAGCAGCCUCAGCCGCAACAGCAGUCCCUGAAGCAAUUGAUGAAAUCACAGAUAUUACACAGACGGAGGAUUCAAACAAGGAAUCAACAACAACUGAGGCAACCAUCACUAGGGUUCCUGGAAUAGAAUUAAAUAAAGUUGGUGAUUAUGAAGGUAAACCAAUAACAUCAAUCAAUCUUCAAGAUUUAAAAGAAAAACCAUGGAGACAACCUGGUACUGAUGUUUCAGAAUAUUUUAAUUUUGGUUUCGACGAAUUCACAUGGACAGCUUACUGCUCUAAGCAAGAUAAAUUACGUUCAGAUUUCAACCCUCAAAAGGUUAUGAUGUCGAUGAUGCCAAUGGGUCUACCUCCAAUGAUGAUGGGUAUGCCAGGUUUCCCACCAGGUGGAUUACCUGGUCAACCACCAAUUCCUUUACCACAUCAACAAGCACAAGUACCACAGUCACAACCAGUACCACCUUCAGCACCACCUGUUAGUAGUGAAAGUAUACCACCCCCACAGGAUGAACCGAAAAAUUUACAGCUUAAUCCAAAUUUACCAAGAGCACCAAGAGAGAGAGACCAAAGAGAUAGAAUGGAAAGAGAAAAUUCAUGGGGUAGCGGGAAUGAGAAUAAUUAUAGAGAUCGUGAACGUAAAAAUCGUGGUAGACGAUAA